AUUAGAGAAAACGGGGCGACAAUCGUAGGGUGUGCUGGAGUCAGCCGAAGCUGAAAAUCUCGGGGCAGGGGCUGAAUGAAGCUGAACAUUAGCGAAACACCUAAAAAUGAGACCUUCAAAUCUCCAGCCUGGAAUAUUCCAUCUCUUUCUUCUCAUGGCCUGCGCGUUCUAUCUAAAUGGCGCCUCACGGAACCGUGUCUGCAACAGACGAGAGCACGGCUAGUGAUGGAGUUGAUCCAGACUUUCUCGAAGCCCUCCCGGCCGAUAUUCGACUUGAAGUCACACAGAACCUGCAUACGCAUGCCCAACAGGUCACUGCCAAUGAAGUACAACACGGGAGUGACACCAUCAAUCACAAAGCUUUAUGGGACCUACCGGCCGAUGCUCGUCGAGAAAUACUAGUAUCGGAUCUACCUUCCGGUUGGGAGAUUCGUGAGUGGCCUGGUAUUGCUGGUGUCUCCUAUGUCCAUAGAGACCGACAGAUCAAGACUUGGAAAAGGCCCACGGCCGAGGAUGACUACGCACCUUUUCCGACGGUCGCGGGCCGCCUCCGCCCUUUCGACCCGGAUACUCAGCCGCCUUUACAGCCUGACUUUCGGGUUUCCGAAAGGCCAGAAACUAAGGGUGCUUUUCAGUAUCCUUUAGAAGUGCAUCUGGUUCACUCUCCAAUAAGAGGACUAAGACCUGUAUACCGAACAAUUGGAACCGCCUACAAUGCCUUCUUGGCGAUGUUAGACGUUCCCGAAUUAAUUGAUAGGUUCUUCAGACGUUACGAGUCCAGGAUUAUUCUCAUCACAAUCCUAACACUCGGCUUCAUCGUCUAUUAUCUGUGUUACUUAUUGGUCAUCUUCAUCCUGAGUCUUCCUCUGUUUUGGCGACUUUGGACCAGUCUGUUUUUUGUAUCCAUCUUGACACUUCCUUUCAGUAAAUUAAUGAGUCUCGUUUCGGAGCCACUCAUCGAUAUGUUCACGUUAAUGACGGUGGUGGGCACUGGUAUGCUUGGUCUGAAUACACUUGUAGCACUCGGCAGAGAUCAAGCCGCUUGGUCGCAUUGGAAAGUUCUAGUUGGUCCUUACAUGUAUGAGCUUACGAAGGUCCGGAAAGCUCUCCGGGUUAAUGAAGUUGCCAAACUUGAUGAGACCCAGGACGAGGAGAUGGUAGAGGAACUGAUGAUCAAUCCCGACGGUAUAAUCGAUGAAACAUAUGAUGAAGGACUACCGCUUCUGGAUUAUCCAAGUCUCACGACAUUGAGAACUGAGUUCCCAGCAACCACUUUCACGCCAUCUUCUCCAGUGGAAGCACCACCCCUUGAUUUUGCGGAGACCUCUGCGCCACCAGUCCGUAUAGUUGCUGAAACACUUGUCCGGCAACGAACAUCCAAGCGGGAGGGGGACAUAUGCCAAUGUGUUAAGAGGCAUCUGACCGAAGCAGAAUACGAAUAUUACAAGACCACAUAUAACAUCAUUCUGAUUGGCGAAACAGAUAUGCUGGAAAACGAGAUGGACGAAGCAGCUACUACACUAAUCAAAACCUGGCCCACCUACCGAACCUUCGACACCAAUUGUCAAGCCUUCACGCUAAACUUCCUCGACGCCCUGUGCGAUAGCAAUCUAUCCGCCGUCAGCACACGCAUGGUCCUCCACUUCUCGUGGUUCAUCCACAUCCCAAACCUCGUAAACAUCCUCUUGGGGGUCCUGAUCUCGUUCCUGCCAACCUACGGCGGGUCGGAGGAAAUCGGCAACGUGGAGCGCUGGGCGCGCCCGUGGUUCGCGAUAGUCGCGUUCUUCAUGGCGUACGCGUGCGGCUGGACUGUCUUCCAAAAUCUACUGGGUCCGAGACUCGGCGUGUCGCUAGAAUCCCGGAUCCAGAAAUACUACACGCGCGCCGCGCGGCGAUACCCGGAGUACCCCGCGCUGCAGACGGAAAAGGCGCUGUUCGUAUUGAUGUUUCUAGUCUACACGGUUAUCCACAUAGGCAUAUUCGUCAUGUUAACAUACGGAUAUUUGAUCGAGAUGCUCGCCCCGUUCGUAAUAAACGAAGUCCUCAUCUCCCCCGCCGUGAGAUAUCUCAUCGGCUACGCGUCGGGCAUAGAACCGCCCUGCGACCGUCUCAGCAUCGGCGGGACUUUCAACUUCACCCCGCGCUCCACCCUACACGUCAUCAAGGUAGCCGUCGCGGCCGGUGCCGUGUUCUUCGUCUGGCCUAUCAUACUCUACCAGCGAAUAUCAGGAGGGGAACCCCGUUGGUUCGACAUCUCGUGGAUCACUGACGUGUUUAACAACUGGGCCGAUCUGGGCGAGUUCAACGAUAAGCACGAGCGGCUUAUGGAGCUGGCCUACCGCUACAAUAUCACGGCCCUCCCGAGCGCUUUCGCGGCCGCGGCGAGGAAGGGCAGUUUGAGCCAGGUGCCGAUGGUGGCGUUUAGGGUGUUCCGGCAUAGCAAUUUUACGGAAUUUAUGAGUCCGGCGGUUUGCUUGGUUUUUGGGGUGGGGAACGGGACGGGGGGUGGGUCGGAGGGAGGCGGUGGUGAAUUGUGAGUUACGGAAAAUGGUGAGUCUAGCAUGUUAAAUGGUAGGUAUGUUGUCGUUUUUUAUUCAUGUGAGCUUAUGUGCAAAGUGGUUUUGCUUAGUGGUGUUUACCGAUCGGAAGAUUUACCCCUGAACCCCUGAACCGUAAAUAAACCUCCGGGGUCUCUA
Messenger RNA from Annulohypoxylon truncatum, 2696 nucleotides. RefSeq lists its product as uncharacterized. The record is from RefSeq and is a predicted model, not a curated record. The transcript is spliced from 4 exons. The coding region runs from base 177 to 2537 and encodes 786 amino acids. NCBI's taxonomy places the organism in Eukaryota, Fungi, Ascomycota, Sordariomycetes, Xylariales, Hypoxylaceae.